UCCAGGACGGCCCCAGCGCCAGCGCCCAGAUUAGCUGUUCCUGCCUGGCCAGAUCCUGCUGUCCCUGGGCCACCGCCAGUCCCUGUCCCCUCCCUGUCCCCAUCCCAUCCCCUUCCUCCCCAUGAGCCGCCUUUCCCCGCCAGCUUUGUCCACCUACAGCCCCAGCACAGACAGGUUUUGGGAAGCUUUAAAACGCCCUCAUCCCUCUCCCCAGCCCCAUAAGCAGUUCCCAUCCUGCCCCGUAGCCCAGGGUGCGCUGGGAGUACUGGGAGCGGGCAGGGUUGCUGGUGCCGGCUCCUGCUGGGGCUGGGGUCCAGCACACUCAGCUCACUGGGGAUGGCAGCAUCACGGAGCACUCAGGCGGGCCCCCAUCCCCAUCCCACCCCAUCCCAAUCCCUUCCCAUCGCCACCCCCAUCCCAUCCCGUGGGACGCUGAUGGGCAGCCCCGGUGCUGGGGCAGGACGAGGGCAGGACAGCCACAUCUCGGGGAGGGGUGGGGGCGGCAAAAGCUUCAGAAGCUUCAGGACCCAGGAUUCCUGGAUCCUGCCCCCCCUCCACACACGGUCAGGGAAGGCAGAAGCGCGUUAUUGCUCAGCUCAGGGCCGGAUCCGGCAGCGCCGGCGCCCAGCCACGUCCCCUGGCCCUGGGGCGCUGGCACUAACCUGGUUAUCCACGAUGGAUGGCCACCAUCCCCUCCGCGCCGGGCAGGGCCAUCGCUCACCGCAGCCCCCCCGAGCCCGGCCGGGGAUAUAAGGCGGGUUUGGGGAGGCGGGUGGGCACCGCUGCCGCAGCCCCUCACCAUGAGCAGCCUGGCCGCCCUCCGGGAGGGCUACGAGCGCUUCGACCCCCACGCCUACCUGCAGAACAACUACCUGCCCCCCCGGGCCGACUUCUCCUCUGAGGAGUUCGUGGUGCCCUGGAAGCUGCGAUGCCUGGCCGAGACCUUCGCCAGAGGUGAGAUCCGUGGGCGCACUCUCAUCGACGUGGGCUCGGGCCCCACCAUCUACCAGCUGCUGAGCGCCUGCGACCACUUUGAGGAGAUCGUGGCCACCGACUACCUGGCGGUGAACCGGGAGGAGCUGGGGCGCUGGGCGCGGGGGGAGCCCGGCACCUUCGACUGGAGCCCCUUCAUCCAGCACGUCUGCAAGAUCGAGGGACGCGGGGAGCCCUGGCAGGAGAAGGAGCGCCGGCUGCGGGGCCGGUUGCGGCGCAUCCUGCCCAUCGACGUCCACCAGCCGGACCCGCUGGGCGCCCCGCUGCGCCCGCCGGCCGAUGCCCUGCUCUCCACCUUCUGCUUGGAGGCCGUCAGCCCCGACCGCGACGCCUUCGCCCGGGCGCUGGCACACGUGGGCUCGCUGCUGCGCCCGGGGGGCCACGCACUGCUGCUGGGGGCCCUGGGGGAGUCCUUCUACCUGGCGGGGGCCGCCCGGCUGCCCGUGGUGCCGCUGGCGGAGGACGACGUCCGCGCCGCGCUGGCCGGAGCCGGCUUCACCCUCCGCGACUACCGCUCCUACACCAUGCCGCCCGCCCUCCGCACCGGCGUGGACGACGUCGAGGGCAUCUUCUUCGCCCACGCGCAGAAGCCGCUGGAGGCCUGAGGGACCCCCCAAGGGGGGAACCUGCCCCCCGUCAUCCCAAAAGCUGGAUUUGGUGCCCGCGGCCGCUGCUGCUCCGGCCCUGCUGCUCCCCACGCUGCCCCCAAUAAAGGCCAAGCU
This is a messenger RNA of Phalacrocorax carbo (great cormorant), 1715 nucleotides long. The record is from RefSeq and is a predicted model, not a curated record. Lineage: Eukaryota; Metazoa; Chordata; Aves; Suliformes; Phalacrocoracidae.